AUGGUUUACGUUAGCAACCUAUCCCGCCCAAGCAACCAACAGCUAGUAGCUAAGCAAUAUAAGGUCAGUGUAGAUAAGUUGAUAAAGCACAUCUCUUCGGGCUACAAGGCCGGCCCAAAUAACCGUUUCUAUAAAGGUAAACAGAUGGAAUCUCACCUCUACGAGAGAAUUCAGCCUGCUGAGUUCUACGAUAAGCAUGAAAACGUUCUUGCUAGUCAAAUGACUAGCAACAACGUAAAGAAUGCCUUCAAGACCAAUAUUGAUCUUGGAUACGAUCUGAUUAGCAAAACAGAGGAUAGUUUCACACAGUAUUGCCAUCCCAAUCGCACAAAUAAUAACGUAUUCGAGAGGCCUGUCGCUAUCAAUAGCAUAGCCGAUAUCCGUUCGAAGGUUAUUUCUGAGAUUCGAUCGAUGGAGCUGGUGGCCAAGCUAAACUAUCCUAGCUCUGGCUACAAGCUGAAGGCUAUCACAGGGUUUAAGAUCUACAUUUACCACCGUAAUCAUGCCUUAGGCGAUAGUGCGGUCGUUAUAACAAAGGUUAUUCGUGAUAACCAGCAUGUGACCAACUUCCCAAAGACUAACCACAAGUGUAUUUUCCACUGCAUUGCAUGGCACUCAUUGAGGGAUGGUAAGAAAGAUCCUCCUAGAAUUCAGGCACAAGUGAAGGAAGUAUUCAAGAGUUAUUGCUCAUACAAGGGGAUACGUUGA
Molecule: messenger RNA, 708 nt
Organism: Phytophthora nicotianae INRA-310
Lineage: Eukaryota; Oomycota; Peronosporomycetes; Peronosporales; Peronosporaceae
Exons: 1
Coding region: 1-708 (235 amino acids)
Source: RefSeq, a predicted model, not a curated record